This is a messenger RNA of Gordionus sp. m RMFG-2023, 1480 nucleotides long. RefSeq lists its product as uncharacterized. Gene Ontology annotation, cellular component: endoplasmic reticulum. Gene Ontology annotation, molecular function: mannosyltransferase activity. The transcript has 10 exons. The record is from RefSeq and is a predicted model, not a curated record. Bases 52 to 1422 code for a protein of 456 amino acids. Lineage: Eukaryota; Metazoa; Nematomorpha; Gordioida; Chordodea; Parachordodidae.
UUGGCAUUUAAAUUAGUUAUCCAAAAUCAGCUGUUUUUACGUUUAAGAAAUAUGAAAAAAGCCUGCGUUAUAGUUCUUGGUGAAAUUAGUCAAAGUCCACGGAUGCAGUUUCACGCUCUUUCUUUAGCUGAAAUAGGCUACCAUGUUGAUUUUAUUUGUCAUGCAAAGUCCUCUCCAUAUAAAGAAAUUUCAAAUAAUUCCUUAAUACAUGUAUAUUCACUAAGAAGAUUUCCAAAUCUUGAACUGAAUUUAUUUUAUGUGAUAUUACUCAUUUUAAAUUUCCUAUGGACAAUUGUAAAUGUAUUUAUUAUUCUCUCUAAAAUAAAAAAUCCGGAUAUUAUUUUUAUUCAAAAUCCUCCUGCCAUUUUUGUAUUACCUAUUAUAAAAUUGUAUACAAAAUUUUAUUGGAAGCAUUGUAAAAUCAUCUUGGAUUGGCAUAAUUAUGGUCAUACUAUAUUUGCUUUAAAAUAUCCUACACAUUUAUAUUUAUAUAAGUUAUAUAAAUGCCUAGAAAUCAAAAUGGGCUUAUGGACUGAUUACAAUUUAUGUGUAUCAAAUGCCUUGAAAAUGGACUUAAUAGAAAAUUAUAAUAUCAACGCUAAAAUUUUAUACGAUUUUCCUCAAAUGUUUUUCUCAGCGCCAAUUUCGAUAGAAGACAAGCAUACACUUUUCCUUAAAUUAUUUCCUAUAGACUUAAUUCAUAAAAGCUCCAACGUAUCUAAUAUCUCAGUGACCGAAACUCUAUUUACCUUCCAAACUGUUAAAGAAGAUGAAUCAAUUAUAACCGAGUACAAGCGUGAUCGCCCAGCAUUAAUUAUAAGCAGCUCUAGUUGGACAGAGGACGAAGAUUUUUCAUAUUUAAUACAUGCUAUGGAUAUGUACGAGCUAAAAUUAAAAUCGGUUCAAACCAAUGUUCCAUCAUCUUCUAACAGUUAUCCUAUGAUUGUAUGCGUUUUAACUGGCAGGGGUCCUCUCCGAGAAUACUACGAAUCUAUGAUAACAAACAAAAAUUACGAAUUUAUUACAUUUCGUUUUAUAUGGUUAGAUUCAUCGGAUUACCUCACACUUUUAACCUCCUCCGAUUUAGGGGUAUGCUUACAUAACUCUUCGAGUGGUCUAGAUUUACCGAUGAAGAUUUUAGAUAUGUACGGUUGCAAUUUACCCGUCUUAGCUUAUUAUUACCCAACUAUAUUGGAAUUAGUUACACCUGGAGAAAAUGGAAUGUUAUUUACUAAUAAAGAGGACCUUUUUGUUCAAUUAACCGAUUUAUUACGGGGAUUUCCUAAUGCAUCAACAAAACUUAAAUGGCUUAAAAAGUAUAUUGAAUCCAAUAAAACUUAUUGGGCUGAUAACUGGAAUGAAGUUGUGAUUCCUCUUUUGUCGGAUAAAGGUGAUGAUCAAUCUUGUGAAAAAGAAGAAUAAUAAAUAGAUCUUAUAUCAUUAAUGCAUUAAUUAUUGGAAUAUAUUAAUUCAAUAGAAA